This is a messenger RNA of Melanotaenia boesemani (Boeseman's rainbowfish), 3211 nucleotides long. Its product is annotated as protein FAM13A-like. NCBI's taxonomy places the organism in Eukaryota, Metazoa, Chordata, Actinopteri, Atheriniformes, Melanotaeniidae. The coding region runs from base 217 to 3201 and encodes 994 amino acids. The record is from RefSeq and is a predicted model, not a curated record. Gene Ontology annotation, biological process: signal transduction. The transcript has 21 exons.
GUUAUGGUGAGAAGGACGCUAACUACGCUAUCGUAAUAGAGGUGGCUUCACUUAAUGUAGCCUGUCGUUGGGAUGUGAGGACGAUGGCAGAGAACAAUCGGCAUACGUCGCACUUUCCGAUAGUUUCAGUGAGUGGAGCAUUAUGUCGAAAGGAGGAAAAUCAAUCUGCAAUUCAAAAGUGGAGAGCUGCCCCAGUCCGCUGAGCUGAAAAAAAAGAUGGGCGCAAGCGCAUCAUUAUCUCUCUGUACUGACCAGUCAUCAGUAAGAAUCCUGAAACCCAGUGCAAAGGUCAGCCCAGAAUUCAAUGUUACGGCCCAGGUUUCAGAGCCUAAUGUUCCAGCCAGGUGUGUAUUUGGUGUCGCCUUGGAAACACUCAGAGAGGACGGGCAGAUGGUUUGUGGAAUACCUCUUGUGUUAAGAGACAUGGUGGCGUUCCUGGAUAAGAAUGGACUGCACCACAGAGGUCUAUUUCGCUUGUGUGGGUCGGUGGCGCGGACCAGGCAGCUGAGGCAGCGGUGGGAUCAUGGAGAAAAGGUGGACCUGGAACAUGAAGGGGAUGUCCCAACUGUUGCCUCACUCCUCAAACUUUUUUUUCGGGAACUACCUGUCCCCAUAGUUCCCGAGCCCCAGCGCAAACAGUUGGUUCAGAGCCUUACAGGAAAUGCAGAUGGGCCAAAACUGAACCAGAGACUGAAAGAAAGUCUUCACUGCCUCCCUGAUUCCAGCCUCAAUAUUUUGUCUUACCUCAUCCACUUUCUGUUCAGAGUGGCCGCUCACAGCCAGUUAAAUCACAUGCCUGUUGAAAAUCUGGCAACCAUCUUUGGGCCUUGCAUAUUUCAUGUUCCAGUAGGGCCCAGGAUGCUGGAGGAGCAGAGUGUGUGUAAUGCCUUGUUGCUCCACCUUCUCAGGCAUCAUACAGAUCUCCUCCCUGUCCCACAUGAUGUCACAACCUCCUCAUCAUUUGCCUCGUCCUCACCCCCUCCUCCUACUCUCUCUGCUCUUUCACAUUUUGAGGUUCAACCCAGCAGCUGUCACUCAGAGCAGAGCAGAAUGGGGAUGCUGGCUGCGGAGACUGCAGUAGUUUCCAGGACCAGUGCUUUAGAACAAACAGUAUGGAUGCAGUAUCAACUAAACAGUCCUGACAAACUGGUGCACGGAUGUGAAACCCGCUCUGACGUCAGCAGUGACAUUCAGACGUUGAUCACAAACCCAGAGUCUCUGGAGAAGAGUGGAGGAAGAAUAGAGGUGAGCCAUGAGCUCUUCUGCCCCACUGACCCAGGUCCAGAGCAACAGCUACAGAGUGGACCAUCACAAAGUAAUCAGGGGGAGAUUCAGAAAAUGGACUGUGCUAUGCAAGGGAUAUUUUCACAAAUGCCACAGCUCAGCCCCGAAUCAAAGAAGAAAGAGGAGGAAGAAGUAGAAAAGGCUUCCUCAUCCAUCAAAGAUGACUGUUCUUUGGCCUCUGCAGACACAGGACAAAAUUCAUCUGUUUCAAACUGCUGCAUAGUGAAUGAAUCACUAAGCAAGACCCAAACAGCAAGUCAGCGCACAGAGAGCUUACUCUGCUGCAUAAAGUACAAGACAGAAGAAAAAUCAACAGUGACUCAUUGGAAGAGAAGCAAAAGAGGAGGAUGUUGUAGCUCUCCUGAAAGACACGACUGCAGAGGCAGGAACAGUUAUGACAGCCCCUCCCUCAAGAUACAAGCCCUGGAGGCUGAGUUAGAACCUGCACCAGAGCCAGUUGACCCCAAAGCUCAGGAUAACCUCCCUGCUCAGAAACAGCCUCUUACUGCUGAAGCACAGAGCCUUCCUUUGAGCCACACUCCGCCUUCGUCCCCAUCUCAGGAGCAGCAAACAGGCGACUCAUCACAACAUAUUCAGAUCUCAUCUCCACCUUUAUCAGAAUCCAGCCCAGUAUCUUCCAGUGCCUCAUACACUGAGGGACUGUCAGAAGAAGAUAGCUUACCGAGCCCCCUGGUCCCUAACACAAGCCCACUCCUUUCUCGUUUUACAACCAAUGACUGCCCUGUACCCUCGCCCCGUUGCCCCAGCCUCAGCCACAGCCUGCGUUACAUACAAGACCCCGAUGCAGCGCCGUCUCCACCAUGCUCACAGCACAUCUGGAUGUCUCGCUGCAGUGUCAACACACAGCAAGAUGAGGGUUCUUUGUCCAUCACAAUGCUCAACAAACACAUUCACACUCUCAGAAAGAGAAUCAGGCGUUUUGAGGAGAAUUUUGAACAAGAGAGGCACUACAAGCCAGCCUACAAUGACAAGACAGCACAUCCAGAUGUGGCCAAACUGCUGAAGGAGCUCAUCAAGAGUCGCAAACAGCUUAAAGAAAUGAAGCUGAGGCGGUCGGAAGAAUUGGCACUAAAGGAACUUGGACAUUUGAGCCCCAGAGCCGAAACAUGCAGGAGCAAUGUGGAGCAUAGAGAGGGAGCACCAACAGGAAAUGAGCUGCAGCAGCUUAACAACAACAGCAAACCAAAUGUCGAGGAAACAUCUAAUAUGAUAACCAACAGGCUGAAGGAAAGACGGCAGGAACUGGGCCUGCCCGACAGCAUUAAGGAGAUGUCUCAUUUCCAGAUGAGUCUCGAGAAGUCCUGCAUGCAGAAGUGUUUGCUUUACUUUGAGGGUCUGCAUGGACGCCCGAGUACCAGGCAGGAGCGCACACUGAUGAAACCUCUCUACGACCGGUAUCGUCUCCUCAAGCAGCUGCUUUCUUCUGCAUCCACAGCAACCAUUACAACCAUCGAGGAAGAAGAAGGCUCAGAUGACGAGCGUCCCAAACAGCGAAGCCCCAAGCAACAGCCACUUUGGUUCACACCCUCCAGGCAUGUGUCCUCAGUUGAGAUGCAGUGUCUGCCUUCCCUAGAAAUGUCUGAAACACCUCUGGUGUCACCGCUGGAAGAGGUCAAGGGUGUCCAGCCACAGAUUAUCACUAUGGCAACAAUCCAUGAAGCAUCAAGACAAGAGUUACUGGAUCAUCUCAGGAUGGUUCGGCUAGAGAAGAAGAGGCUUCAUGAAGCACUCCGGGAGUUUGAAGACCAUUUCUACACACAAACUGGCCGGGUUUGUCAGAAGGAGGACCGUGGACCAAUGGCAGAGGAGUACUGCCAGUAUAAGAACCUCAAAGCGAAGCUCCGUCUACUGGAGGCCCUGCUCAGUAAACAACAGGACUCAACCAAGAUAAGUUGAGUUACUCACA